This is a messenger RNA of Lodderomyces margitis, 1053 nucleotides long. RefSeq lists its product as uncharacterized. The record is from RefSeq and is a predicted model, not a curated record. Gene Ontology annotation, biological process: pantothenate biosynthetic process. Bases 1 to 1053 code for a protein of 350 amino acids. NCBI's taxonomy places the organism in Eukaryota, Fungi, Ascomycota, Pichiomycetes, Serinales, Debaryomycetaceae. The transcript has a single exon. Gene Ontology annotation, cellular component: cytoplasm. Gene Ontology annotation, molecular function: 2-dehydropantoate 2-reductase activity.
AUGGGUAAGCCAAAAGUAUUAGUCAUUGGAUCGGGUGGGGUAGGUACCAUCUCCGCAGUAUCAUUAAAACACAACAAUCAAUCUGAAGUCACAUUAGUUGUUCGUUCUGAUUACAAUUUGAUCAAUAAUCAAGGAUACUCGAUCAACUCAUGCACUUAUGGGAAACUAACCAAUUGGCAACCCCAUCAUCUUGCCAAAUCGGUUGAGGAUGCUGUUGAGAGAUUUGGACCGUUUGACUACGUGCUAUUGACGACGAAAAACAUUCCUGAUGGGCCAGUUACGUGUGAAGAUAUCAUUGCACCGGCAAUCAAGUCUGGUGAUGAAGUCAUUAUAUUAUUGCAAAAUGGAAUUAGUAUUGAAAAGACUAUGUUGGAAAGAUUCCCUGGCCAUUUGAUUCUUAGUGGUGUUUCAUUGAUUGCUAGUACUUAUCAACAAGGUCAUGUUGAGAAUAAAGGUCCUGAUAUUGUGUUUCUUGGGGAUUUUGUUAAACCUAGUAAACAUCCUUUGUCGAAGGAGAAGAUUGAUGAAUUUAUUUCCAUUUAUCAUAAUCCCGAUUUCAACCAAAUCACAAUUGAUGAAGAUGUCCAAAAGACAAGAUGGGAGAAGUUGAUUUAUAACUCAACGUUUAAUACCAUAACCGCAUUGGUCAAUUUAGAUGCCACGAGGUUGCAAAUCAACAAUGCCAACGAAGAAUUAUUACGUCCAGCAAUGAUGGAAGUUAUUGCCAUUGCCAAGAGUGUUGGCGUUGAAUGUGACACUUCUCGAGUGGAAUUGAUGAUUCACAUAGGCGAUGGUUUAUUUUACGCUCCGUCGAUGUGUGUCGAUAUGAGAAAGAAACAAUUGAUGGAAUUGGAAAUCAUUUUGGGUAAUCCAAUUAGAAUUGCAAAGGAGAACGGUGUAUCAACUCCAGUUUUAUCAGUUAUUUAUUCAUUAUUGAAGAUGGUUCAAUUUAGAUUGAAGGAAGAACGCAAGAUGUUUGUUAUUAAUGAAGAUGACUUCCAGGGCAACUCUGAUAAAUAUCCCGCAGUUUUUGAAGAGAAAUAUACUCAUUGA